AUGCUCGUGAUGCUGUGGCCGCUCGGACAGCGCUGCGGGAUGGAGCUCGUACUGCUGGCCGUCCUGUCCUGGGCGUCCGCCUGGGCAGAGGAGAAGAUCAUCUUCGAUAGACACGCAGUCUACUGGAACAGCUCCAACCCCAACGGCGGAGGAGGAAGUCCUUUUGUCUCAGACAAUGAGGGCAUCCUUCCUCCGCCGCGCGCCUCAUCCACAGACGCUUUUUGUUCUCUCACAAACACACUGUCUCAGAGCUGA
This is a messenger RNA of Knipowitschia caucasica, 255 nucleotides long. The record is from the annotation of a GenBank genome assembly. Lineage: Eukaryota; Metazoa; Chordata; Actinopteri; Gobiiformes; Gobiidae.